UUUUUCAGUUACCGAGUGAGUCGAAUUGUUUAGCGAAAAGUAGCCGCGUAAUCGUUGCACGCGAAAAGACAACCGGGAUCUUGUUCUCGGAGCGGUGUCCCAAGUCACACGCGGACGAGUUAUUAGUUCACGUUGUGCUUAUACGUUAGUCUCGCAGGAUAAUCGUCAUCCACGUGCGCGGUACGAGAGCGUCAUCGAAGGGCAGGCGGGCUUGAUCAUCGAUCGAAAUAAACGAGAAAACGAAAACAGGCGUCCGGCGGUGGCCUGCCUUGUUUGCACGUCGUAAUCACGGUCGAGCCGUUAAAACGGGCUCGUUUUAUAAUAAGGAUCGCGAUUAUACUAACAAAGUGAGGAGCAAAAUGUCGGUGGACACGCUGAGCGACUCCGAAUUGCGGACAAAGCUGAUGGAAUACGGUUACCCGGUGGGACCGGUGACACAGACGACCCGCAAGAUACUCGUUAAGAAAUUGAAGAACCUCAUCGAGAUCCGUGGAGGCAACACCGGUGGAGGAGGAGGGUCCCGGCAUUCCUUGGCCGCGAGAUAUAGCAGCGAUGACACAGAUGAUGACACAAACACUAAUGUCAUUAAGAAGAAAAAGAGAGACGCAAAUUUGCGUCGACAAACGCUAGCGAAUCCUAUGCCUCCACCUUCGAUUAUACCUCCUGAUGCUACAAAUGUAACAAAGAAUCCAGUUAAAGAGAAUUUAUCACCACCUCAUUCAGAAUUCAAGGAUCCCAAUGUAACGGACUUCGAUAAUUCAAGCGUGUCUUCCACGACUCGUGUAACAUCAAAAACUACGCACAAAUUUAGUAAAACACAAAGAUCGUCCUAUGUAUCCGAUGGUUUGGAAACUGGAUCGGAUUCAGAUGUAGUGGAAGAUACUGGAAGCACUUAUGCACGCUCAUAUGAUAAGUACCUGUCCAAUCCAAGUAGCAGGUUGUCUGAUACUCGAAUGUACGAUCGUGGAUCAUUCGAUUAUGAUCAAACGUCGAAAACCAGACCUGUCCACAUAACGAAGGACAUGAAGUACAAUGUUUCUCCUUUGAAACCAAGUGUCUCCUCAAUUCAGUUUACAAAAGAAGAUGUGAGUGGAAGAGAUAUUACAAAUCAGAAAGAUCUCUCAAGCUAUGAAACUCCAUUUUUAUCAGAGUUUACAAGAAGACUUAGUUCACAAUCUCUGAUAAAUACAUCGCUGACAUUGCCGAGUUUAAAAAAUCCUACAUUACGACAUAGUCCAUUAUCCGGUCUACCAGAGGUCAAAGAAAGGGAUUCAAACGGUCAUUUUUCAUCUUUAAGGACCAUGUAUUCGCCAUCGAAUCAACCAUCAAGACAAACGUUAUUUAGUUCGAGACACAACGCGUCAUCCGCCGAUAGAGUGCGGGAUAUCAUUAGUAGAGCGGCUUACAAACCAUCGACGACGAAUACAAGAGAUGAUGUACGAAACAAUCAGAAUAUUGUUUCAAUGGGUCUCGUGGCAGUACUUGCCCUAUUUUUUGUAGUCCUUGCAAUAAUAUAUCUGGGACUUGGUAAUCGAGAUGGGAAAACCGAGGCCAUUCCAUCGAUCACAACGGAUAACAACAUACCGCAAUGUUUUUCGCCAAUUGAUUCUCAGCUUAGACAACCUGGAGUGAAUUGUGUAUUGAAGCAAAAUAUAGAGUCUGUGUUGCAACUUAUAAGACGUCUGCAUCCUAUUCUAAUGAAAAAGGCAAUGUCUAAAAUAUGUGAGAAUUCAAACGAGAAACCAUACUUGAUUGAUAAAGAUAUUAUAGAGAUGUUUAUGAGCGAUAAAGUGACGAGCCUCGAGGUAAAGGACGAUCUGCACAGUGCACAGGUUUUAAUCUUUAAGAAUUCCAAAUGGGGUAUUUCGCUUAUCGAAAUAAAUGAUGAUAACGAAGAGACCUUCAAAGUAUUGGAUGCUUUGGAGGAAAUAUUAUUCGCUCGUCAUAAUGAAAAACUUGGAAUGACAAUUCUAAAUCCUGAGCUGCCAAUGCAAUGCCUUGUUAAGAACAAGCUUUUUACCAUCUUUUCUUCUCUCCUUAUAGUGGCAAUUGUUUUAUUAACAGGUAUUGGGAUUUAUAAAUUGUAUCUUUGGUAUAUAAAAUACAAGAAAUGUACGGAAAGAGAAGUAUUUAAGCUUGUUAGUGAAAUCAUAAAUAUCGUUGAGACGCAUCAUCAAAAUGCGUCCGCGCAACCCGGUGGCGCGCAGGAAAGUUUUCUCGCUAUAAACCAUGUACGAGACAAUCUUAUUCCACCAAAAGAUCGCAAAAGAAUGACAAGUCUCUGGGAUAAGGCAGUAAAAUUUUUAGAUGAAAAUGAAUCUAGAAUUCGACGAGAAGUACAACAAGUUGCAGGAGAAGAAUUUCAUGUAUGGCGAUGGUUGCCAAAUAACACUUUAAAUAAAUCUCCCGUGCAGAGCGGGAUCUCGGGUAAAAAGCCGAAAGUCUGGCAAGGACAAGCAUUCGAAACAAUGGAAGGGUCAGUUAAUAGUUUGACUUGUUCACCAACACCCUGCCUGAAAAUCAGACAUAUGUUUGACCCAGACAUCGAAACCGAAGAUGAUUGGGAGACAAGAGUACAAGACGCAAUUUUGGAAAAAUGCGGAGAGGGCGUAAAGAUACUCCACAUUCGCAUAGACAUCGGUAGCCGUGAGGGUUGUGUUUAUAUGAAAUGUAUGUCACAAAAAGAUGCUGGCGAAGCUUAUAGAGCGUUACACGGAUGUUGGUUUGAUGGUAAAUUAGUGACUGUGAAGUACCUGAGAUUAGAGCGUUAUCACGAGCGAUUUCCGGAUGCCGCUCGCUGUAUAACGCCUCUCAAGCCAAGUAAUAAUCAACGAUUAUCCAUGCAAGCGCAUUAUUGGCAAAGUCCUGCCGAAGCAAAUUAACAAUUGACGUUUGUGUUUGGAUAUAUGCAAGAAUAUGAGCUCUCAUGUCUGAUCAUACGCAUAAUUACUUGCUGAUCAGAACUGACAGAACCUUUUUAUCUUUUUCUUUUCAAAACCUAUAAAAUAUCUUUGCGUGCUGCAGCAUAAAUACAUAAUAUAAGAUUGAAAACGCUUCUAUUUUACAAGAACAUUUUUCUUUAAUUUGCUAAAUUAAAUAUUAUAUUUUAUAUCUUUUAACAUGAUGACAGAAAAAUAAGUGUUUUUAA
Cataglyphis hispanica is the source of this 3148-nucleotide messenger RNA. RefSeq lists its product as uncharacterized. Lineage: Eukaryota; Metazoa; Arthropoda; Insecta; Hymenoptera; Formicidae. Gene Ontology annotation, molecular function: chromatin DNA binding. Gene Ontology annotation, biological process: negative regulation of BMP signaling pathway; nuclear envelope organization. The coding region runs from base 360 to 2882 and encodes 840 amino acids. The record is from RefSeq and is a predicted model, not a curated record. The transcript is spliced from 11 exons. Gene Ontology annotation, cellular component: nuclear inner membrane.